Molecule: messenger RNA, 4735 nt
Organism: Acromyrmex echinatior (Panamanian leafcutter ant)
Lineage: Eukaryota; Metazoa; Arthropoda; Insecta; Hymenoptera; Formicidae
Product: katanin-interacting protein
Source: RefSeq, a predicted model, not a curated record
UCCUCUGAAAUUUGCUCGCAAACAUUUUAUUUAAGAGAUAUUGACCUCUUAAGUUACUGAACUAUAUAUAGGAAUGAUUAAUAUCAAAAUAUCUCUUUGUUUUACUCUGAAGCAAAAAGUGUACCAAGUGUCCGCUAAUGAACUUCAAUCAUUAAAAUGGAAGAUAAUGCGAAGAAAUUACAGACGCAUAAUGUUCGUCAUUCAUUCUUUUUUUGAUAAAAGAGACACAAUGCUUGUCUUUUACGGCUUGAAGCCAUCAUUUUGAACAAAACAUUUAUUAAUUACAUUUUGAUUAUUAAGACAAUAAAGGGGAAAUACGUAGAUUAUUUCGACAUUAUUUAUCCCUUUGUUCUGUAACUUAAGAAAUCAAUAGUUUUUAAACAAAAUGUUUGUGAGUAAACUUUCAGAGGAAACUUUUAUUUAUUUUGAGAUCGUAAAUUCAUUUUUUAAAUUUGACAGUUUAACUCGGGAUCACUUUGCGCGCGCGCACACGCACGUAUGUAUGUAGGUAUGUAUAUAGAAUGUAUAGUACUGACAAUGUGAAAUAUUACGAAAGUCUUGAUGUAAUAAGAAUAUUAAUUUGCGAUGUAUAUAUGUGCUGUGAGAUCGCAAGGAGCAAAGUACAAAAUGAUUAUCAGUUACAAGUUAUUCACUAUCUAUUUUUGUUGUUGUAUACUUCGUGGACCAAAAUAUCGUGGAGAAAUAUGUAACACAACACACACACAUUGCUGUUAUCGAGUAUAUACAUACAUGUGUGUGCGUGUGCGUGUGUGUGUUUGCGCGCGCAUACACACACACACACACACACACACACACACUUCUUGACAAUGAGUGUAAUACUUAAUUAGAAAUAAAACAUUAAACAUAUAUUGGUCAAAAAUUGUUUCUUGGCAAACCUUGCUUUUUAUCAUAGUAGAAAUGGUGUAACAUAGUGUGCGCGCGCACGUAUUAUAUAAUCAUUAUACUUAGUACAAUAUAAAAUUGCAUAUAGGGGCGCGUCUAUUCUAGUCUUCAGAAGAGUUUCCAUAGUAAUAGCAGCAAACAAAGCGAGAAUCGAACGAGCCGACAAUGGAUAAGAAUUUCUGACCGGUUAUUAUCGGUUUUAAACAAUUAGUUAAGCAAUCUGGAAUCUGUACAACGUAUAAUCAUGAAAAUUAAUAUGUGUGACGUAUACGACGGUACCAGUGGUGAAACAAGAAAAUAAAUAAGUAUGGAUAAUGUUACGUAUGAUAAGAUGGAGAAUAAAACUGCAUCUUUGACUGCCAACGCGCUUAAAAUGCCAUCGUGGUUGAUGGAGAUGACCGACAAUGUAGAGAAGAUUAAUACAAGUAACGAUGCCAAAUCAAUAAAAAUGGAAACAUUUGUUUUAAUCAAUGAUCAGCAUCAUUUAAAAAAUAUCACCAUCAAGAAGGAAGAUGAAGAUACAAACAAUCAACCUAAUAGCUAUCAAUCAAACUUGAGCCAUCUUUAUAUCGAUGCUAAUAUUACAUUACAAACACCAUGCACGAGCAAAUCACUGCCGAAUACACCAAAGAGCGAACAAGUACAAGUUAAACGAAGAACACGCGCUUGUUCUGCCGUUGUGAAUGCAAAGUAUCGUACGAAGAAUGAUUUUCAUGGUUUGGACGCAUAUUUGGAAAGAAAACAGAUGGAAAAGCAUGGGAUGUAUUUGACAUUCGGAAAUUAUAACGAUGAUAAAACUGGCGAUGAGGAUCAAUCUUAUUUUGAACAUCAAAUAUCAAGUGUCCCGAAUCGUGCAGAUACACGAUUACAUUUGUCAGAUGACAAUUAUCUUAACGAUUCUAUAUGUAGUACACAGAAUGAAGGAAAUCCGAAAUUAUUAUCUGAUAAACUAUACAGAAAUUUUAUUAUUCCUGAAUUACCAUCCGGAGACUCGUUGGUCAUUGAUAUUAUUUCUACCUGGGGCGACAAACAUUACGUAGGUCUCAAUGGUAUUGAAAUUUUUUCAAAUACUGGAGAACCAGCGAGAAUAAAAGAGAUACGUGCACAUACGACAAGCGUUAAUCAAUCACCGAACAAUGAUCAUCCUUAUACAAUAAAUAAUUUAAUUAAUGGUAUCAAUCGAACAAGAGACGAUGCAAAUUUAUGGCUAACACCUUAUUCAAAUGGUGACCAUCAUUAUGUUUACAUGAUAUUUGAAUUCACGAUUACUAUAGCGAUGAUCAGAAUAUGGAAUUACAAUAAAUCUAGAAUACAUUCCUUUCGAGGAGCCAAAGAUGUUAUUAUUAAAUUGAACGAUAUUAUUAUUUUUUACGGAGAAAUCGCUAAAGCUUCAGGAGAUGAUAUGGGUAGCCUUGAUUCUUUUGGAGAUACUAUAUUAUUUACGACGGACGAAAAUAUUCUGGAAUUGAUAUCAAAACAUGAUAAUACAUUCAUAGAAUUCAAUAAUGGGACAUCAGAUUGUGAAGAGAAAGAAAUAAUUCGCCCAAUAACAGCAACAAUGACCAAUGAUCAAAUUGUUUCGGCGAGACGUAAUAAUAGCGACGAUUCUAUUGAAAAUUCUCCCAACGCGUAUACCAAUAGCAAAAUUCGCAAUACCGCUGUUACCCCUCUAUCUUGCCGAGAGGUUCAGUUAAUUAUCCUUUCUAAUUGGGGAUUACAGCAUUUAGUUGGCCUCACCGGUAUAGAAUUAAUCGGGGAUCAAGGUGUAGCAGUCCCGUUAGUAAGUGCCAAUUUGCAUUGUAACGCGGCUGAUACGCAUUUAAUGAGACUAAUUGAUGGGCAUAAUGUUACAACCGAAAUGGAUUACAUGUGGCUAGCGGAUUUAAUGUUAAAUAAGAAGAUUAUGAUAACCAUUACUUUCGAUAUGGAUGUGUUCCUGACAGGAAUUCGAAUUUGGAAUUACAAUGCAUCUUUGGAGUUGUCUUAUUGCGGAGUGAAACAGUUAUUAAUUAAAUUAGACGGUAGACAGUUGUAUGACGAGAAUUAUUCUGAUGGCUUCCUAUUGAGACGUGCGCCGGGAUCUUGUCAUUAUGAUUUUGUCCAAGAAAUUAGUUUCCUUAAUCCACCUAAUCGAGAACAAUCUUCGAAUCAAAUCAUCGAUCCAAUUACAAAAUCACUCGAAGGUAUAUGUCAUUCAGAGACGGCGUGUAAAGCAGAAUUCGAGUCUUUCGAUUCCAACUACGAAGCUCCGUCGAUGCCACGCGGAUUCGUUUAUCAAAUAAUAAUUUUCUCUACAUGGGGAGAUUCUUACUACGUGGGCCUCAAUGGAAUACAAUUAUAUGAUAAUUAUGGAAAAGAAAUCAAAUUAACUGCAGAUAAUGUAGCUGCAUUUCCCGAAAGCGUCAACAUAAUAGAAGGAAUAGACAACGAUAUUCGUACACCAAACAAACUUAUCGAUGGGAUAAAUGAUACUCGAGAUGGACGACAUGCCUGGCUGGCUCCUAUACUUCCUGGACAAACAAAUCGCGUGUAUUUAAUAUUUUAUCAUCCCAUUAUGGUAUCAAUGAUCAAAAUCUGGAAUUAUGGAAAAACCUCACAAAGGAGAGUUAAAGAAUUUGCAAUAUUAGUAGAUGACUUGCUAGUUUACAAUGGGACAUUGGAUAAACAUAACUUAUACGGAUUGGUAACGUUUGUAAAGGAAAACAGCAAUGAGAAUUUAGUAAAUCGUUCAGAGCAAGAGAGUCGUCUUUUAAACUUACGAAGAAAUACCUCGGGCACUAAUUCAUUACCGGAUCCAUCCUUGCGCCCGCAUACAUCUUUACAAUUUAAAUAAUCGUAACGCUAUAGAUAUUUAUCAAUACAUAUUAAAAUGUAUUUAUAUUUUUAUACUUACAGAUUACCGAGAUGAGACUUUCAUCUUUAUAUUAGUGUUCCGUUGAAAUAAUUAAUGGCAUUAAACACACACACACACACACACACACACACACACACACGUCCUGAAAUUCGAUAUCAUUGCAGCGUGAAAUUUUGUGAAAAAUUAAGUGAUAAAAGUGUAAGUCAUUUUCCAUAAAGUAAUUUUUUAAAUAUAAACAUUUAAAGUUUAACUAUGAUAGGACAGUGCGCGUGGCAAUAUUUGUGAUUAGUAUCUAAUAUCAUUGCAUUCUAAUAUCAUAACAUCAUAUGAAUAUGAUUUUUUAACGCUUUGCAACGCGCUUAUGAUUAUUAAUUGAACUUAAACGUUUAUUCUAAAACGUUUAUAUUAAAAAUCUACUUUAUGGGAAAAAAUGGCUUAUACUUUUAUCACUUAAUUUUUUACGAAGUUUCAUGCUGCAAUAAUAUAUUAACCUCAAAUUUCGAGUUACUCUGUGCGUACAAUACACGCGCGCGCGCAUGCACGUACACUGGGUGUGUGCGGUAAAAACCGUAACGACUUUACGGGUAUAUUCCUGAGAGCAUUUGAAACAGAAAAUUCUAAUACUAAAAUGUCGAGGGUAUAAUAAUUUUUAAAUUUAUAUAAGCACUUAAAGUUAGUGAAGAAUCAUACCGCCUAAAGUUCGCGCGCUUAGGUAGGCUGGAUUUUUCGUUGUAUCACAUCCGAACGCGCGAACUUUAGGCGAUAUGAUUCGAUAACUUUAUUAAAGCCUCGACAUUUUAGUAUUAUAAUUUUCGUUUCAAAAUAAUCUUAGGAAUUUAUCCUUAAGCAUAAUUGUUAUGAUCUUUAUCAAACAUCCUGUAUGCAUCAAUGUGUAAUAUUUAUGUAUUGUCAUAUUUCAGCAAUAACUAUCCCGUACGAAUAUUAGAUGUAACGUACAAAAUAUACACAUCAAAUAUA